Molecule: messenger RNA, 1691 nt
Organism: Hippocampus comes (tiger tail seahorse)
Lineage: Eukaryota; Metazoa; Chordata; Actinopteri; Syngnathiformes; Syngnathidae
Gene: st13
Product: ST13 Hsp70 interacting protein
Exons: 13
Coding region: 151-1257 (368 amino acids)
Molecular function (GO): protein dimerization activity; Hsp70 protein binding
Source: RefSeq, a predicted model, not a curated record
UUUAGUGCCUGAAUGAAAAGACAGGAACGAAGCCUGCUCCAAAGAAGCAGAUUCGCGACGUUAAAUAUCGACUUCUACCUUCAGCUUUCUCACCUUUUGUGUUGAAUCUACGAGCCCUUGCACAGUGCGUGUUGGACGUGACAGAGAAGCAUGGACUCUCGAAAAGUGGCAGAGUUGAAGGGCUUCGUGCAACUAUGCGAGUCCAAUCCCGCCGUCCUGCAACUUCCCGAGAUGGCUUUCUUCCGGACCUGGUUGCAGAGCAUGGGUGCAAAGAUACCUUCCCAAUCCUCCCCCAAAGGUCAUUGCCAGGGCGAGUGUCCUUGUGGUCCGCCUCCGACAUCGACAGCUUCCCCAACUGAGCCUGAGCCUCCCAUGCCAUCUGAGAGCGAGGAGAGUGAACUUGAAAUAGAUCUUGAGGGUGUCAUUGAACCAGACACGGACGAGCCACAGGAAAUGGGAGAUCCGGAUAAUGUUGAGGUGACGGAAGAGAUGAUGGACAUGGCCAAUGACAAGAAGAUGGAAGCCAUUGAUGCUCUUGGAGAAGGAGACCUCCAGAAAGCUCUGGAUCUUUUCACCGAAGCCAUCAAGCUGAACCCCUGUGUGGCCAUCAUGUAUGCAAAGAGGGCAAGUGUUUAUAUUAAGAUGCUGAAACCCAACGCAGCCAUCAGAGACUGUGACCGAGCCAUCAAGAUCAACCCGGACUCGGCGCAGCCUUACAAGUGGAGGGGAAAAGCUCACAAGCUGCUUGGCCAUUGGGAGGAGGCCGCCCGGGAUCUGGCCACAACAUGUAGACUGGAUUAUGAUGAGGAUGCUGACGCACUGCUUAAGGAGGUUCAACCGAAGGCUAACAGAAUCAUCGAGCACAGGCGCAAAUAUGAACGAAAGAGGGAAGAGAGGGAGAUCAGGGAGAAACAAGAGCGUAUCAAGAAAGCAAGGGAAGAGCACAGUCGGGCUCAGAAGGAAGAGGAAGCCAGAGGAGGGCCAGGAGCAGGAGGAGCAGGAUUCUUCCCAGGUGGUGCGGGAUUCCCUGGUGGAUUCCCCGGCGGAUUCCCAGGCGGAGCCGGCAUGCCCGGUCUCAAUGACCUCCUGCAGGAUCCCGAGCUGCUCACCGCCAUGCAGGACCCAGAGGUGAUGGCUGCUUUACAGGAUGUGGCUCAGAACCCAGUGAACAUCACAAAGUACCAAAGCAACCCCAAGAUCAUGGCGCUCGUCACCAAGCUGAGCUCAAAGUUUGGGGGCGCUGCCCCUCAGCCGUAGACGGGGCCAGACCAGAGAUGAGGCGAGGAUUUUGUUCGCUGCAGCGAUGUUUUUGAGGGCUUUUCAGUAAACCUAUGAUGCGCAUAUCAAACCUUUUCAGUUGGUCACUUAAUCGGAGUGCUUGUUUUUUAGAGGAGCUGGGGGUGAGUUCAAAUCAAAACUAUUUAAUCAGUACUAAAAGCAACCAGGGAGGUUUCUGAGACAUAUCCACAUGACCUCUAACUUAGCUUGCAAUUAACCACAAAGUUGAUGUUUCUUGCAUUUGCAAUCUGAGAGCUCCUGCACUCGUUAAACACAUUUUUACAGUCAUUUAAACAACAGUGAGGGUUUGUUGGGAUGUGGGAACCAAACCAAUGGUGUGGUCAUUAAGAAAAGAGGUAAGAAGUCUGACCUAGUUAGGAAAAAUGGUUAAUAAAGCUUGUUUCUAAAAGGCA